UGCCACCGCUCGCCUGGUUCACCCGUGUUUCCUCGUUUACUACAGAGAGGACCUGCCCUUCCGUGUUCAGUUCUGAAUCGACCAAUUUGAUUGGAUCCGACUGAGCUGUCAGAAACAAUAGCCGUGUAAAGCGAAACUUAAUCUUUUGUAAAAACAGAAUAUGGUGGUAUGGGGCAGUCUGGCAGCAAAAUGGAAAGUCACACCAAAGGCAACAAUGAUAAGUUUCCAUCUGCACUGACAGAUAAAAGUGGAUUCCAGUCCGUGAGGCAAACAGUCUACUGGUUGUCUGGAUUUUUGUGGCAGACAUUGGAAGGACGGCUAAUACUAGGAGUUGGAUUUGUACUUGGUCUGUUUUUUAUCCGAAAGCCAUAUGUUUACAUAGGGCGGUUUUUGAAACAUUACAAAGGAUGUUUCCCAGGGAUGACCAAAAAAAGUCUUAGUGUAACCCCAGCAAUGGACCUACUAGAAUACUGUGAACUGGAAUGGAAAGGAUUGACACCUCAUGCUGAUCAAAUAAAGAAGGCCUAUGGAGAAAUCUACAGGGUACAUAAUAUUAGGUACAUUUGCAGAGUUCGUGGAGACAACUACUGUGCAUUGAGAGCGACACUGUUUCAGGUGCUCAGCAAUGGCAUACCCUUUCCAUCCUGGAUGAAAGAGCAAGAUAUCACAAAGCUCCCUGAGAAGCUGUUUUACUCACAAGGAUGCAACUGGAUACAGCAGUACAGCUUCGGACCAGAAAAAUACACAGGACCAAAAGCUUUUUAUAAGCUACGUAAAUGCGUAGACAUGUUGAAGUUUCAGUGGGGUGAUAUUUAUGGACUCAAGGAUAAGAAGGCACGUGAAAAGGCCUGCAACCUCCUGUUCAUGGAUGAAGCAAGCGAGUACAAGAUGUACGAGGCAGUGAAAUUCCUCAUGCUCUACCUGGCCAUUGAGAUGUUUGAGGGGAUGAGGCAUGGGCAAGAUGUCCCCAAUUUCUGUGCAGUCCUUUUCUCAAGGGACACAUCUUUAGACCCUUUUAGCUUCAUGCUAAACCACUUGAACACCAUUGGUGACUCUGGUGGACUUGAGCAGAUUGAGAUGUUUCUUCUUGGAUACACAUUAGAGCUGCAAAUCCAAACCUUCAGACUGUACAAGUAUGGCACAGAGGAAUUUGAAGUUAGUUUCACUGAUGUAUGUGGGAGGGACUGGCACAAGAUCACCCUCCUGACAGAGGAUGACAGACAUUAUAACAUACCUGUUACCCACCAAUAGGUAGAAAUUGAAACCACAAGAGCCUCUGAGUAAGUCAGGUUUGGUGCCGGUGAUAAUCAAUAUUGAGUCAUGUCGGAGUGGGUCACAGCCCUGUUUGUUUUUUGAGUUGUUUAAUAUUCUGGUUCUAUAAACAUUUCCUUGGGGACAGCACUUCCUGCUAGGUACAGUAGCAACCACAUAAUGUAUGAAUCUUUUUUUGACAAAUCUUCAUAGGACUAUGAAGUUAUAAUGUAUAUAUUUGGAAAGGAGAGUGUACAAAAAUUGUUAAAUAUUUUAAAUAAAACACAGGUGAUGCACUUGAGUUAAGGGUAGUAAUACUAAAUUAAUAGUGUCCAAUUUGAUUUGAACUUUUUUUUGAUCUAAUAACUACAACUGAGUGUCACAUACUCCAGCAGUGAGUGUGUCAUUGAAUCCAAGCCCUUGCUGUUAAAAGCAUCUCUAAUGGGAAUGAUCUUUUGGUCAGAAGGUCUGCUGUGAUGCAGUAUAUUAUAGUGUGAGGCACACUACUCAGAGAGCCAUAAAGAACAGGUACUAAUUAACCUUUCCUAUCAGCCUCCUGCUUAGGUGCUGUAGUGAGGGAGAAAAACAGUCGGAUAUAUGAUUGGAGUUUUAGACAACUGGGUCCAUUCAAUUUAUCUAAACAGUGGCGUAUCUAAAAAACUGCUACUCAAGUUACUGACAUUAGUUUUGAAAAUCAAACGGCUAACAGUGCAUGUGCUUCUCUGUCUGUAAAAAUAUGUACAAUAGCAGGGAGGGUCACACAGCAUUUAGUUGUUUAAUGGAUAGCGGUAGAUCUGCCACAAUUUAGAUCAUUUGAAUGGAGCCCAAUAUGUUGCAUCACGCAUGAAUAUUAUUUGAGAUUUUAUUCGAAGAGUUCUGUGGUGGAAAGCUUCCAAUCCCCUUUAUAAAUGUUAAUGGUCCAUAUUUGACUUUUACAUUUAAAUAUGCAAAAAAAAAAAAAAAAAUCUCAGGGGCCACAAGGCAUUUAAUCCCAGUGACAGGUUAAUAGACUUUGAAGCUUUUAAUUGGAAUUCAUCAGCCCAUAAAUUUUCUUGGGGUUAUAGACCAGUGCUUACUCUGUGCACUGUGGAAGUGGCGGAUGGUAUUUUAUUUUAUUUUCUGUAAAAAAUGUUUUCUUUUUUUAAUGUUAAUUAAUUUUAAUCAUAUAAGGGAAUAAUAUGAAAAAUAUAAACCGCAACAUGGCGUGCAUUGUUGCGAUUAAGGGUGUGUCUUGGUGCCCUGUGAGGCUGUGAGGCCCACAUGCCCACAUGCCUUAAACUACAGAGUGCCAAAUUGAGAGAUUUUUACAGGCUUGCGAUGUCAGAUGGUCAGAUGGUCAUAAAAAUAAUUCUGGUUUAUAAUUUACAACAAUGCACGUCUUUUAUUAGCUAAUUGCUACUGUUUUCAAGAUUUUCUUUUUUUUUUUAAUGAUUUUAGUUAUUUUCAUGUAUUUUCUAAUUUCAUCUUGUGUCAGAAAAAAAGAAACUGAAAGUUCCAGCUUUUCUGAAACUAAAAAUCGCUCAUUAAAUACACUCCAUGACAUUUUUGUCUCAUUAGAGACCAAAUCUACUACAUUACCAAAACAUACAUUUACUUUUUUUUUUUUUUUUACUAGUGUACAUUAAAACCAUGUUUACCCUUUAUUGACACGUUAGCACACAUUUGAAUGUUUAUGUAAAUGUUCCUAUAGUGCAUGUCACUGUAUUGUUUCUUUUUUUACCAACUGCAUUUAAUCAGAUGUAAUAUAUUACAACUGUUUGCUUUCACGCUUGGUAACAGAAUAAAUGUGUGCUGUAUUGCUCA
Acipenser ruthenus (sterlet) is the source of this 3054-nucleotide messenger RNA. Its product is annotated as inactive ubiquitin thioesterase OTULINL-like. Gene Ontology annotation, cellular component: cytoplasm. Gene Ontology annotation, molecular function: cysteine-type deubiquitinase activity. Gene Ontology annotation, biological process: protein linear deubiquitination. The record is from RefSeq and is a predicted model, not a curated record. The transcript is spliced from 8 exons. NCBI's taxonomy places the organism in Eukaryota, Metazoa, Chordata, Actinopteri, Acipenseriformes, Acipenseridae. Bases 169 to 1251 code for a protein of 360 amino acids.